Messenger RNA from Caenorhabditis sp. 36 PRJEB53466, 3480 nucleotides. The record is from the annotation of a GenBank genome assembly. NCBI's taxonomy places the organism in Eukaryota, Metazoa, Nematoda, Chromadorea, Rhabditida, Rhabditidae.
AUGUCACAACUACAGAAAAGUCAGAGAGUUGAUGAGCUCAGCGAUACUGUGGACAAAGCAGUGAGUUGCACAUUUUCAGAUGUCUGAUCGCUUAGCGAUUAAUGAAUUUUGGCUUCCGUCGCCAAUGACUUGUCCCAGCACCAUCCGCAUCCAAUAUCAUUAUUUCCCGUUCGGAGAUCUUCCCCCGUCUCUUUCCGAUUUCCUCUCAUUUCUCUGCCAUCUCUUCAAUAAAUCUCGGCCAACGCAAUUGGUAGGCACGGCACACGAGAGAAAUCAUUACAACAUGCUCUGAAAGAGCAGCUAUCUUUAGCAGACACAGAGACAGGUCCGUCCCGUGGGCUAGCGGCGAGGGCGGGGGUUUACGGCGGCUGUUGCCAACUCGAGGUCCCCUCCUCGACACACACACCAGUUGUGACAUUGACAUUCGAUGAUGGCAACCAGGGACCGACACACACUUUCUUCUUCUUUUUCUCACUUCUUCCCUUGUUUCAACAUAUUUCUUUGUCGAUUUUUGAUUGAAUAUGAGCUUUCAGAUGAGUGAGGAAGCCGGAGAGGACGCCCAGCGCAAAGCCGCUGAGCGCGAGGCCAAAAAGGCCGAAGUGCGCAAGCGUCUCGAGGAGGCCGGAAACAAGAAGAAGGCCAAGAAGGGAUUCUUGACACCGGAGCGUAAGAAGAAGCUUCGUGUAAGUCUACCAACCGAGGCUUAUCACUAAUUAGUUUUUCCUAAUUUUCAGAAGCUCUUGAUGGUCAAGGCCGCCGAAGAUCUGAAGAGACAGCAGUUGCUCAAGGAACAGGAGAGACAUAAGGCUCUUGCCGACAGAACCGUCCCGCUGCCUAACGUGGACUCGAUCGAGGACAAGGGACAACUCGAGAAGAUCUAUGGAGACCUCUGGUCCCGUCUUACUCAGCUCGAGGAAGAGAAGUACGACAUCAACCAGAUCGUCAGUCAGACCGAGGCCGAGAUUAACUCCCUCACCAUUGAAGUCAACGAUCUCCGCGGAAAGUUGUAAGUUUUAAGAUUCAUUUAUUUGUUAAUACAGCUAGAUUCAGAGAUAGGUAAUAGCAAAUGUAGCGUUCUAGUCUUUUAAGAGGUCAAGAUGUUUGUAAACUUUCGAGGGUUAUCACUUGCUAGGCGCAUCCAGACGGCUUUACACUUUUCCCAUUCCUUCACUCGCCUCACAGUGUCUUAUAUUUGUUUUUCAGCGUCAAGCCUUCCCUCAAGAAGGUGUCCAAGUACGACAACAAGUUCAAGAAGAGCGGAGAGCAGAAGGUUGGAGGAAAGGAAGAUUUCCGCGCCAACCUCAAGAUUGUCAAGAAGGACGUUCUGGAGUCCAUCACCAACGUCGUAAGUUCAUGAUUGUAGUUCAACACAGUUCUUCUUCUCACAAACGAAAUUGCAGAAGAAGAAGGACGAGCCAAACUGGUCGAAGAAGAACAAGGAUGCCAAGGCCGAGGAGGCUGCCCCAGCCGCCGCCGCCUCAGAGCCAGUUGCCGAGCCAGAGGCCGCUGAGCCAGAAGUCGGUGAGUUACUGACCAAUCUUUCUUUCUGUGCUCACCCGAAAAUCACACUUAUUUCAGAAGAGGAGGAGGGCGAGGAGGAGGAGGAGGAGGAGGAGUAGAUCACCCACCCCAGUCACCAACUUCUCAUCUCCUACCACCAACACCACUGCACAAACGUCAUAGCAACAACAAAAACAAUAUUUUUUAUGUAGUUUGUGAAAUAUUAAUGGGUUCCGGAUAUCUAAAACUAUUUGAUGUGGCUGACGUGUGUGUAGUUUUCGUAAAUAAAAUCUUGAUGGUCCAUACAUAGACUUGUUUGAAGAGGAACGAGAUUUUCUUCAGGCACCUCACGAACAGGCUCAAAUGAGACCAAGCCAUGGUAACUAAUAAGCAGGAAAGAGGAGAGAGUGAAAAUCACUGACAAAAUAUAAGAAAAACAAUUUUCCAGAGUCAGACCAUACUCUGGUCCUUGUCAUCUGCUCAGUUUUGUCUACGACGUGGUCAUUUGUGUUUUUUUUUCUUUUCGCUCUAAUUUCUUUUAUCUACCACAAAUUUCAGCGAUAUCAGGCUUACAGCGUGUGAUACAAUGUCAUGGCUACCCCAGCCACGUGGAAAAGCGUUUUUCUUUGCGUCUCUCAUUUCCUCUCCUCUCAAGUGUGAUUGCGCGCAAACUACAGUGUCGCGGACGCAAUAUCUCCCUCCGUGUUUGCAGAAUUGUGGGCCUAAAAUCAAUUUUGACGUAUUAUUUUCCGAUUUCAUAUGAUUUUCCGCACCAUUUCUCUAACUUUUUGACUUCUUAAAUUAAAAAAAAAAUAUUUUUCAGCUGUACAUCAUGGCGAAACCUGGGUAGUUUUACCUAAAAAAUAAGUAUUCCAUCUGGAGACACUUCUUUUAGGGAUUUUCUUUAAUUUUUUUCCAAGUAAGUGUUUUGUAAUCAGAUUCAAAUGUAGAAAUUUGUUUUCAGAACGAAUACCACUCAAUAACGAAUUUUUUGAAAAGGAAGAUGGGACAAACCGUUAGAAGAGGCUGUUGAGAGACUGCUGGAGCUGACGGCCAACUAUUUCAACGAGGAACAUCUGAAGCUUGAUUGAAUGAAUGGGAAUCGAGAAUGGGAAGUUGACGCCACUCGCAAAAGUGCAGAAAGUGGAUAAUGGGACAGAACUCGCGGAGAAAGUAGUUGCCGAAAGAUUUAGAAGUGGAUAAUGUGAAGCAACUCGCGGAGAAUAAGAAAGCAGAAAGAUUAAGAAGUGGAUAAUGUGAAAGAAGUUGCAGAGAAACAUAUUGCGCCAAGAUUAAGAAGACCUUCAGAAGACCAGAAAAAGAAGCCGAAAGAACUCCAGAGAAACAAUAUUAUAAAAUAAUAUCUUUAUUUUAAAACAAUAAAAGUAUACAAAGUUCUCCAUUUGUUUCUCGUUUUUUUAGCCUGAUAUCGUUGCAAUUUAGCUACGAAGAUGAUCGUUUUUUCUUCGCGUCUCUCCUAAAAUCGUCUCGGCCUAAGAUCAUUAUUUUUCGAAUUUCUUCUGAUUUUCUACAUCCUUCCGCUUAUUUUUCGAUUUCUAACCUUAAGAAAAUUGUUUUUCAGCACUACAUCUCGGCAAAGCUUGGGUAAUUUAAGCAGAAACCUCGUUCUCCACUCGGAAAGACUUUUUUCCCGGCUUUUCUCUAAUUACAAGUAAGUGUUAUGUGAUCAGAGUCACAAGUGGAAAUUUAUUUACAGAACAGAUUCCACUCAUUACCAACCUAUUUAAAAGGAAAAGCCUCCCGAGAAAGGAAAGGCUCGAAGGAACGGAGGAUCCAGUGGAGAAACGUGGUCGUGGAAGAGAAGUCCACGCGUGCAUUCCGGUCCCAAACGUGGAGAACAGGCGCCCGAACAAACCUGGUGAGUGCUUAUAAAACCAAAUUAGAAGUCAUGAACUUCUCAAAUUUUCAGGCCGAUUUGAGAAAAGAGACAAAACAGAUCCACGAGGCUCGUCGGACUGA